CGGCGCGCGACUCUCGUUCGCGAAACCCGUGUUCAUUUGUCAGUAGACGCUCGGAACCGCCGUGGUUCUAAGCUUUAGUUAACCACGCGGGCUGUGAUCGUGUCGAUUAGUCGAUAGGUAGUCUCUAUACUCGUGGAUCGUGUCGUGCAUAUCGGCGGCUCGGCGCAAGAGUGGCUGGUCGCAAAUCUGUGCUUGCAGUGCGCGGGUGUGUGUGUCGUGGUCGGCGCGGGGAUGAGAGCGUGCGAUGCUCUCGGUGAUUGCGAUGCGUCGGCCGGAGGACGAGGACCUCGGCCACGGCGACGGCGACGAGUUCGUGGACAUAUCGCAGAUGCAGCUGGUCGUGGAGGCGGGCCCGAGCGGGCUGCAGUACGCGGGUCCGGCACCGCCGCUCGCGCAGCCCGCGCCCCCCUCCGCCGACACCGCCUCUACCGCCUCUACCUCCGUCGACGACCUCUUCGCGCUCUACUUCACACCGGCCACACAGGGAUCGCUAGCGGGCGAUGAGCUGUCGCUAGGGUGUUCCCCGCGACGCCACAAGCACGAGGCGUCGUUGUCGCCGGGCGCACGUGCCGAGGACGCCAGCAACGCAUCUAGCGCUAGCGCCAGCGCCUCGCUGUAUGGCCCGCCGGCCGCCAAGCGCGCGCCCUCCCCACCGCUGCAGUGGUUGCUGCCGCCCGGCCCCGGCCCCGGCCUCGACAAGUAUUUCCAACAUGAAUACGAGGAGCGCGUCGACCUAUUGCCGCCUGAGUGCCAGCCCGCGUACUGUGCACCGCCGCAGGCCUGCGUGCCCCAGCACUGUGAGUAUCGCCCUCCGCCGCCGCACCACGCCCAGCAUCCGCCGCACCAGUCGCACCCGUCGCACCAGACGCACCCGGCACAGCAGCAUUGGGAAACGCAGGAGUACUCCGCGCCGCCGCAACCCGCGCCCGGCCCCUCCGGCGUGCCCAAGCGCGAGCCCUACCCCAGCCCGGCCGGCGACCGACCCGUGCAGCUCGCAGAGUACAACCCCUCCACGAGCAAGGGCCACGAGAUCCUCUCGCAGGUGUACCAGCAGAGCGCGCAGCCUCUGCGACUCGUCGCCGUCAAGCCGCGCAAGUACCCCAACCGGCCGAGCAAGACACCCGUGCACGAGCGGCCGUACGCCUGCCCAGUGGACGGCUGCGACCGCCGCUUCUCGCGCUCCGAUGAGCUCACGCGGCACAUUCGCAUCCACACGGGCCAGAAGCCGUUCCAAUGUCGUAUCUGCAUGCGCUCCUUCAGCCGCUCUGACCACCUCACGACGCACGUGCGCACACACACCGGUGAGAAGCCGUUCGCGUGCGACGUUUGUGGUCGCAAGUUUGCGCGCUCCGACGAGAAGAAGCGACACGCCAAGGUGCAUCUCAAGCAGCGGCUGAAGCGGGAGCGCGGCUCAGCGCCUCCGCACGAACCGCUCUAGCGCACGCGCUGUCCCGCGCCCGCGCCCCGCCGACACAUUCCACUCGCGCCGCGCCAUCUCCCAGCGGCCACGGCACACGUUGAAGUUAUCAAAUAAUUUCAUCGCUUAAGUGUAAGCACUGUCUUAAAUGAAGCUUUAUUAAGUCUACAUUUGUAAAUUCACUGAAAUUUAUAUGUAGGUUAUAUAACUUUUUAUACACAUUUGUAAUUAAUAUGUUGGAUAUGAUCGAUCCAAAGUAUUCUUUUAACUAACAUCAGAUUUUAUCGAUCUGGACCGGGAACAAGUGUAGACCGGAAGCGAUGCGGCCUAAAACUAUGUAUGUGAUGAAACGCAUCCGAGGUAUUGUAGAAUGGCUGCCGCGGAUCCUCUGCGCGACGUCCGCACAUAUAUCUAGAUAACGCGGCGCCGCGCCUGACGUAGAACAAAACCUCUUCGAUAAACUGAAUUGUUUAAAUUCUAUGUGAGUGCAUUAUUAUUAAUUACUCUUAGAGAGGUGACAUGAACUGUGCCUACACAUGAGUAGGAGAAAUGUGAGACGAGGCACACCGGCCGGGCGUGAACUUCGCCGCGUCAACCCCCGGUCGGUAAACUUUGUUUGACUUUGUUAAUUAUUUAAGUAUUGUAUUAUAUAUUUAUUAAUCUUAUAUACUUGAUUAAACUAACGUGAAAUUGUGCCAUUCGUUUAACUUUAUACUGCGUGCCACAGCAGUUUGAAUGAUACUAAAUGUAACACGACUGCUAUGUAAGUGAUAGGUGUAAUACCUUAUGUUAAUGUAACGCUACGUAUUUUGUUUUAUACUAUUUCUAGUCGAAGAUGUGAACGUGUGAAUGUCGACUAUUGUUUUUCUUCAUAUACUUUAUUUUAUUGUUUUUAUUUAACAUUUUAUAUUAAUAUUCGACAGUCACUGUCAAUCUUUACUCUUGCUCAAUUGAUUUGUUUUAACAAAAUUUGCUCAAAUCUCUCUUACACAAACAUUACUGCACUAACGCCUUUUUUAGUAUAAAGCCUUGUUCUCUCUUUUCUUUGUUUUAACAGAGUACUUGUCUUGUUUCCUACCUACCAGUGGUAUAUUUUGCUUGUAUCCUUGUGCGUGUAGACUAAUCUAGCAAAAUAAAAUAACGUGUAGGUAUAAAAUUAUGAUCUCUUAAUCUUUAUUAAUAAUUUGCAAUUAUCGCCCUCGGAGAUAUGGGCUUUUUAUUUAUAAUACUCAUAAGUACAUCUAGUUACUUAUAAGAUUAAUUUUGUAUUUAGUUUACUGUGAUUAAAUUACGACUCGUUGUCAUGCACCGUCGCUGUCCCCUCGAUGUGUUCACGUACAUCGAAUUGUAGCUAUAGCAUGUUCACGAUCAAAUCUGUCUACGAUUGUUUAUUAGUACAAAAUUAAGCACAAACAGCCUAACAUGUAUUCGUCAAAACGUGACUUGUAUUUUUAAUAUUUAUGAAAUCACCUACUGCCUUAGGUAGGUUAGGUGCAAUGUCUGUUGGAAUUUUAUAUUUAAUUAUUCGUUGCAUUGUUCUGUAACUCGUUCAAACUAUUUAUCAUGUGUAAUUUAAGAACAAAUAAGCGUUCCGCCAGAAAAAAGUGUUGUCUUUGUUUCGACAUUGAUAUAAAAACGACAGGGUGAUUACUUGAAUGGCGGUGGUCUUUACAAAUUUAGGACAUCUGACAAUAAUAUUUCUUACCCUUGUUCCGAUAGUUUCUGCUAUGAAAGUGCAAUUAUUAAUUUGCUGAAAUUAGCUAUCAAAUCUAAAAUUAUUAAACGUCAAAGCGCUCUGAAACCGAAGCCGGUAUGAUAUGAAACUGACAUGAAUUUGGUUAGUAUAGGCAAAUUUUUCGGCAGAAAAGCUCACUUCGCGAAAUCGAUACUAAUCUUAGCUGUCACUAAAUUCUGCUUUUAUAAGCUGUUUAUAUAUGUAUAUGUCUGUUUGCUUUAUGAUUAACUUUGGUUUCGGUUCGCUUUCACGACUGUACUAUAGACGUAAACGUUCAAACCACAUAUUGUUAUACUGCAACAGAAAUUUACAAAACAUCUUUCAUAUGUCUACAAAAAUUGCUUUGUUAUUGUUUACAGAUAUUGUAUAAUAGCUGCCUAAAUUAUUAUUUUACAAACUAUUUCAUAUUAAUUAGAGAUGCUAUAAAACUAUUAUACAUUCUAUAGAUAUAUUUCACGCCAUCCAUGAUGCCAGAGCUCGUCAAUUA
Molecule: messenger RNA, 3639 nt
Organism: Papilio machaon (common yellow swallowtail)
Lineage: Eukaryota; Metazoa; Arthropoda; Insecta; Lepidoptera; Papilionidae
Gene: sr
Product: E3 SUMO-protein ligase EGR2
Exons: 2
Coding region: 245-1438 (397 amino acids)
Biological process (GO): regulation of transcription by RNA polymerase II
Molecular function (GO): RNA polymerase II cis-regulatory region sequence-specific DNA binding; DNA-binding transcription factor activity, RNA polymerase II-specific
Source: RefSeq, a predicted model, not a curated record